Messenger RNA from Lasiosphaeria miniovina, 1350 nucleotides. RefSeq lists its product as uncharacterized. The transcript has 3 exons. Lineage: Eukaryota; Fungi; Ascomycota; Sordariomycetes; Sordariales; Lasiosphaeriaceae. Gene Ontology annotation, biological process: endoplasmic reticulum calcium ion homeostasis. Gene Ontology annotation, cellular component: endoplasmic reticulum. The record is from RefSeq and is a predicted model, not a curated record. Gene Ontology annotation, molecular function: calcium ion binding. The coding region runs from base 1 to 1350 and encodes 449 amino acids.
AUGGCGAACGUGCUCAACAACCUCUGGGGAGGCGGCAAGCCCGCGCCGAGCCCGGCGACCGUCCAGGCUGCAGACUCUGACUUUGGCGACUUCGCAAAAGGGGCUGAUCCGACGCCGAUAGACGUGUCGCCUGUCACGCAUACCCUCGCUGGAUUGGGGCCCGCGCAGACGCUCCGGCCCUACACCAAGUGGUACAAUGUUCACGAGCGCCACUCGCUGGACGAGUUCAAGGUUGAGGGCCUCAUUCUGGCCGCCAUUACCGUGGUACUGCUCGUCCAUGUCAUCGGCGCGCGCCUGAACCGCACCAAGGCCAAUAAGUGGAUCCGCGCCCACUCGCCGGUGCUGGUCGACGAGUUUGCCUCGGUCGGCUUCGCUGGCGUGUCGCCCCUGUCUGCCGACAAGGCGGGCGACGAGUUGUUGCAGGCGCUUACCGACGACAACACCCAGCUGGGUGAUGCCGCCCUUCGAGAGAAGAGCCUCUUCGAGUUCGCCACGUAUGCGACUGGUCGGGCCAACGUUGCCUUUCUGGACGUCAAGCUCACGCUGCUCAAGAGGUACAACCCGGUCAUGACCCUUAUCGAGCAGGGCCUGGGCUUCUUCUUCGAUACCUUUGAGCAACCACAGGAUGUUGUCGAGGCGAUCCUCUACCCAUUUGAUGGCAAGGAGGCACUUACGGUCCCCGGCAUUCCUGGUGCUGCCGAGCUGCGCGCCAAGGAGAACAAGAGCAGCUUCGAUAAUUUCGUCUGGGGCCUCGUCCACAAGGAGUCAAUGAAGAAGGUCCGCGACGAGCGUUAUGAUGUCUCCCUAACAUUCACCAAGGACAACUCCAAACUCCCCACCUGGUUGACCGUCAUGAGCGAGAGCGCCGAGAUUACCGAUCUCAUGCUUACUCCCGAGCUGGUCAAGGCUGCCGAGGCCGCUGGUGACCUCUUUGAGUAUCUCAUCGUCUCGGACCAGCCGCUUGUGAAGCCCAAGACCAUCGACGAGACGGCCCCGCGCAAGCGCCUGUUCCUUAAGUACCGCCUCCCGUCCAAUAACAACUACGAGUUUCUUGUUCCCCUUUUCCGGGCCUUCAUCCGCAUCUCGGAUCUGCUCGCCAAGUCUGCCCACUUCCGACCCGAGGUCGUGCGCAAGGUCAAGAGCAUUCGCGAGGACGCCGUCCGUCAAAUCCAAAAGGCAGGCGAGGAAGAGAAGGCCGAGGAGCGUCUCCAGGAGCGCGAGAAGGCCAAGAAGGCCAAGCGUGACGCUGAACUAAACGCUCUCGACGCCAAGGCCCAGAAGCGUUAUCUCGAGAAGGAGCGGGAGAAGGAAGUGCGCAAGUCGAUGAAAAAGCAGACGACCAGGGCUUAG